Molecule: messenger RNA, 1178 nt
Organism: Nycticebus coucang (slow loris)
Lineage: Eukaryota; Metazoa; Chordata; Mammalia; Primates; Lorisidae
Gene: SIT1
Product: signaling threshold regulating transmembrane adaptor 1
Biological process (GO): signal transduction; T cell homeostasis; regulation of T cell activation
Cellular component (GO): plasma membrane
Molecular function (GO): kinase binding
Source: RefSeq, a predicted model, not a curated record
GGCCCAGGGCAGGGAUGGAGUAAGGGGGGCUGUGGUAGCUGUCAGGCCAUGAACCGGACCAGCCGUUGGCUCUGGGCACUGUGCUCAUGGACUGCUCUCACAUCAGCAGCCAUGAGCAGAAGUGACAACUGCACGGAUCUACUAGUGCUGGGUAUUCCCCGCGUAACCCAGGCUUGGGGACUGUGGGCCCUCUUAGGGGUUGUGACGCUGCUGCUUCUCAUCUCAUUGGCUGCCCACUUGUCCCAGUGGAGCAGAGGCUGGAGCAGGAGCCAUCUGGGACAGGGACGCUCUGGAGGGUCUGUGGAAGAGGUCCCCCUGUAUGGGAACUUGUAUUAUCUCCAGACAGCACGGCUAAAUCAAGAACCAGGGCCAGAUCAGCAGGCUCCAAGCCCUGGAGGCCCUGCCAGGGCUGCAGAGGAGGUGAUGUGCUACACCAGCCUGCAGCUGCGGCCUCCUCUGGGCCGGAUCCCUACUCCCGGGACUCCCAUCAAGUACUCCGAGGUGGUGUUGGACUCUGAGCCAAAGCCCCAGACCUCAGGCACGGAGCCCGAGCUCUACGCCUCGGUGUGUGCCCAGACCCGCAGGGCCCGGGCCUCCUUCCCUGACCAGGCCUAUGCCAACAGCCAGCCCGCGGCCAGCUGAGAUGGAGGGCCUGGCCCGGCGGGGCGUGCACUGCCUGGCCUUCCAAGCAGCAAGGCAUGAUUGUUCCCCAACCAGCCCGGAAAGACUGAGCAUCAUGGCCUAGUCACAGGAUGUGAUCUACCCUGACCUUCCUAUCAUAACUGCCAGGAAGACAUUUCAGGAAAAUCAUUUCUUGAGGAUGGAGGAGCAAAGGCUGUGGCCCCCUCCUCACCCCAUUUUUCUAUCUGUUCCUCUCAGCCCCCAAACUCCCAGGUUCUCACUUCCCCCUUCUUCCGGAGUUUAACCGGAUCCUUCCUCCACCCCCAGAGUCUACCCCUGACACCCGUGUCUCCUCAGGCACAGGAAGUGGUCGGGGGGGAGGGGUAAAAGCCUGAAAGGGUGUGGAUGGGUAUGUCCCUUGGAAGCCUGCAAGGGGGGGUCCUAUCACCUAGAGACCUGGGACCCAAGUCUGUCUUCUGACCUGACAACCCUGACAGGUCUUCAACCUGCUGUUUAUGUUGCAUCCCCAAGUAUUCAAAUAAAACUUCUCAAAAAGU